Messenger RNA from Ruditapes philippinarum (Manila clam), 5702 nucleotides. Its product is annotated as ubiquitin carboxyl-terminal hydrolase CYLD-like. Gene Ontology annotation, biological process: protein K63-linked deubiquitination. The transcript is spliced from 13 exons. Bases 131 to 2647 code for a protein of 838 amino acids. NCBI's taxonomy places the organism in Eukaryota, Metazoa, Mollusca, Bivalvia, Venerida, Veneridae. Gene Ontology annotation, cellular component: cytosol. The record is from RefSeq and is a predicted model, not a curated record. Gene Ontology annotation, molecular function: K63-linked deubiquitinase activity; cysteine-type deubiquitinase activity.
CUUUACUCUUGUUACUAAUCUAUAUUUAGAAUUGGGAAUUUCCUUUUGGAAUUCCUCUGGAUUUAUCAUGAUGGGACUGUGCCUAAUUUAGGUGUAUGUGUAAUAUUUUCAGAAAGUAUUGAUUUAUACAAUGUCCAGUGAAAGAUUUUGUAUUUUGUUAGCAAAAUGUCUUGGUAAGAAAAAAGAGAAGAAGUUACUGAAAUCAUCCACAUCAAAGGUUGAAAUUUUGCCAGGCACACUUUUACUGUUUUUAGAUAUUGUCAAAAAUUCAAGUAAUCAUUUACAGUUUGUAUUAGAAACUCUAGACCAGGAAGAUGUAGAGGUGACUUGUGACCGUGAUGACUUUAAUGAGAUCAGCAAAGAAGAAUAUGAACUUUUGAUAAGUGUACCAACAUGUGCUGAUCGGUAUCAAAUCUUUCUGAAUAAAGAAUGGAUGCAGGAAGGACAAAAGUUAAAAGUUGGAGAUUAUGUAGAAGUUUAUGAUAAAGCCUCGGCAAAGGAUUUAAUAGGAAUUCUACGUUACAGGGGCCAUGUACAAGGUGUUAGUGGAAUUCACUUUGGCGUUGAGCUUGUGUACAAUAAAGGUCAAGGCCACAGUGAUGGAUUGUUCAGAAAUCAGCGAUACUUCACUUGUUCCUCAGAAUCAGCCCUAUUUGUAGGUCUCCACAGAAUACGUCAACACAAAGGUCUUCCACCACCACAGCGCCAGUCUGAACCGGCUGGGGCUUGUGGUACUAGCGUGUACAGUCAAUAUGGAAAAGCAAAUGCAUAUGGACUUAAAAAGGGGUUUGAUAAAUAUUGUUUGGAUAAAGUGACGAUGGCCCUAACAGGGGAUAAUCCGGUGGGUUCUGGUACAGGAAAAUAUAGAGAUCAAAGAUUGUUCACAGCGAAGCAGAACCAUGCAUCUCUUGUUCCAAUCCUGGGCUUAAUGAAAGAGGAGGAGUAUAUGAAUGAAUCAAGACCAGUGCCUCAGCUGAUCAAUCAAAACAAGUUAGCUUUAAAAGUUCAAUAUAAUGAUGAUUAUUUGUUAAUUUUAAACAUCUAUAUUUUUUCAGAGUAUUUGAACGAGGGUCUAGGUGAAGUGUUGACAGGUCAAGGAUCUCAAGGUAAUAAUUCACGUCACAAGCCGUCCCCUGAACCGGACCCAGAGCUAGGACUAGGCUCUCUGGUGGAGGUCAUGUCCACAAAGCCGCUUUAUGGCCUGAUCAAGUGGAUUGGACAUCUACCAGACCAGAAAGAACCAAAAAAAUUGAUAGCAGGACUUGAAAUGGAGGAAGAGACGACCGCUGGAACAGACGGAACGUUCGGAAGCCAUAGGUUAUUUAAUUGUCCCCCUCGUAAAGGAUUAUUUGUACCAUUAUAUAAAUGUCGCAAAGAUAAACGUUUCAUGGAUGAACGUCAAAUGAGAAGUCCUUCUGCGGACAGAAGUAUUAACUUUGGCAGCACAGAGACUCCCGAUUUACCUGGAACUGUUUCGCCCCCUACCUCCCUAGAAAAUAUAAGUCUUGUCUGUGGGAAAGGUCGUGGAAUUCAAGGUCAUCAUAAUUCUUGUUAUAUGGACGCUACACUUUUAGCUAUGUUCUAUUUUACGACUGUAUUUGAUUCUAUAUUACAUCGUCCAAAAACGUCAGCCGAUUUAAAGGAAUAUACCGAGGUUCAGCAAGUGUUGAAAGAAGGCAUUGUGAAUCCAUUAAGAAGACAUCACUAUGUGAGAGCUGAUAAAAUGAUGAAAUUGAGAAAAUUGUUAGAUAAAGUUGGUAAAAUACCCGGAAUGAUGAGUGAAGAAAAAGAUCCUGAAGAAUUUUUAAACUUGCUGUUAAAUGAAAUAACAAAAGCAGAUCCGUUCCUAAAAAUUUGUGCUGAAGACAAUCAGGAGACUCAGCAUACAUAUUUCUAUCAGUUGAUAAUGGAGAAAGAUGAAAGACUAGUUCUACCAACCACACAACAAUUAUUUGAACUUUCAUUUCUACAGAUUGGUAUCAAGUUAAAAGAGGUACCGUCUUGUUUAAUUAUACAGAUGCCAAGGUUUGGAAAGGAUUAUAAAAUGUACAAACGAAUUCUUCCUAGUCUUGAGCUUGAUAUUACAGAUGUGUUAGAAAAUGCACCAAGAGAGUGUAUUAUAUGUGGAGAUUUAGCUGCAUAUGAAUGUAAAGAAUGUUACCAGGUCCAUGGUGCAGGACUUAACACUAUAGCUUUUUGUGAUGGUUGCAAGAGAACGAGUCAUCAACAUAAAUUGCGAGUUAAUCAUAGCUGUAGGAAGAUAAGUGUACCUCCAGCCUACCAUGAUUAUUACAUGAGGAAAAAGGACGAGGGAAAACCUGUACCUAUACCGCGUGAAAAAAUGGAACUUUUUGCAGUGAUCUGUAUACAGACCAGUCACUAUGUCUCUUUUGUAAAAACUGGGAAAGGUCGGGAUGCUAAAUGGAUCUUCUUUGACUCCAUGGCGGAUAGAAUGGGUGAACAAAGUGGCUAUAAUAUACCGGAAGUUCGCGAAUGCAGCGAUAUCCCGCGCUGGUUAUCCGACGAAUGUUACAGUGACAUUAUGAAGUACCCGGAAGAUAAAACGCUACCGGAACAUAUGAGACGACUUUUUUGUGACGCUUAUAUCUGCAUGUACCAAAGUCCUCAAGUUAUGAUGUUUAAAUAAGCUUGAAUUUGCGUUAUUUCUUUUUACAAAUAUUAUUUAUAGAGCAUUCUUGAAUUUUUGAAGUUUCGGAAGAAACACAUAAUGAAAACAGUGCCUAAUAAAAAAUAAAUAAAGGAUACAUGUCAGAUACAGCAAGUUAUACAACUUGACAAUAGAAGUACAAUGUUCGUACAUUUAUCUACUCGGCUUAGUUAUUGUAAUGCUGGGAAAGUAUAUUUUCAAUCACAAAGGGGCAGUUUGCAAAUAUUUAAUAGUUAACAGUGUUAAGCAAUGCAAAGUCACACAUACAUUAUCUUCCUAAAAAGAAGAAGAGUAGAGCAACAAGAGUAUUCAGAGGAAAAAAUGGGUAAAGUCAAACUGGAAUAUAAUGCUUGAAGAUAUCUUCUAUAAAUGUAAUUAUCUUGUUUAACUUGACUAAAUACACCCCCACUACACAAAGUGUGGUGGGUGCUAUAUUGGAAUCACUUUGUCUUGUUGCAUAACAAAUGUUUUUCUUUAAUAUUUUUUUAAGCACUUCAGCUAUUAAGUUUGAACUUAUUAUUAUAUUAAGAGGGUCACAAAAAUGUUCAGUAGGCCGAGUUACAAAAUCCUUUAUUGCUUUUUGACAUAAAUUGUACCCUCUUUAAGAAAUUAGUUUUUAUUUGAGUAUCUCUAAGACAAGUAAGGGUGAUAACUAGUAUUUAAAAGAUAAGUGUAUAGUCUGCUGCAAAAACUAUUGGAAGUAUUGUUUUAAUUUUGAAAAUGCUUGUAUGAAACAAAUAUGGUAGUAAUUGCAUUAAAAGCAAACGGUGCAUGCAAGAUAUGAUUGCUAAACAUAUGAAACCCUACUUAAAAUAGUAGAAUAAUAUUUUAUCCCUUGAACAUUUUAUUCUGUUUACAUAUAAAAUUCAUGCAUGUUGAAUAACAGAGACAUUCUAUGUUACAACUCAUUAGAGAAUUGACCAUAAAAUUUGAAUAUCACUGAAACCAAAAUAGAUAUUCACUUCAAAUUUUAAAUGUUAUUAAAUGAACUUAUUCAGUUAUAUUACUUCACUGUUUUUGCUUGUUUCAAUUAAUUGGCACAGUCUAAGGUGUCCUGUUUCAAACUUUGUUUGAAGGUUUAAAAUCUGUUGGUACUUUUAGCUGAAGAAUGAUUUAUUUAUUGCACCAGAGACUGUUCCUUUUUAUGUGCUGUUAUACUACAAAAGUUAUAUCCCCUUUCCAACUACCAACGUCACCUUCUAUCAAAGACAUUGGUGGGUGUAUGAAUCACGUUCAGUGAGUGUUGCUUUAUACGGUAUUGUUAAACUCGUUACAUGUGAACAAAGUCAGAGAGAAAACAGAAUGUUACAGAUACAGAAAAAAUAAUAUUGGGUUGGUUAAUAUGUUCUGUUGGACAAAUACCUUGCUGUGAUAAUAAACAAGCUGCAAGGCUAGUCUCGUGAUUCUGUAGAUGUAUUCCUGUGUUGUACUGAACAUUGUGUUAUAACAGUUAUUAUACUAUACCUAUUUUAUUGAAGGUAUUCACACGUUAAAGUGACAUUAUACCCAUAUUUUCAUAGUCAAGUUGAGCUGAAUUCACAAUAUAUUACAAAAGAUUGACUGUUUUAACAGUGAUUGACCAAUGGUUGAUAUUGAAAAAUGUAUAGGAUAAAAUAUGAAUCUGCCUUAAAGCUGCACGUCUCCAGAUAGCCAAAAUAUUUCAAGAAAUUCAAUCUUUAGAAAAAUGUAUUAAGAUCUUAAGAAAAGUAAAAAGAUUCAAUAUCACUUAAUUAUUUACAUGUUAUGAGCGAUUAGUGACUGAUUUUGCCAUAUCAAUCACUAUAAUUCUACUGCAUUACUAACACAGAAAAAGGUAUUUAUGUAUUUUUUUUAUCUCUUUUUGGUAAUUAACUGGAUUGUAAGUACCAUUUGCAAUAAGUAAAUUACUUUCUUUAUUCACUUCACAAUAUUUUACUUUAAAUACAUUUUCAAAAUUUUCAUGAAAAUUAGCAUGCUACUUAAAAUAUAAAAAGACUGACUCACUCUUUUAUUAAUUUGAAUGUAACAUAAGGUAAAAUCAAAUAAAUGUUUAUAGAACUUUCCUUGGACCACAUGAAUUUUUUUAUCGUCCAUCAGAAGAAAACUUUAAAACUGAAAGGAAUUAUCGCAAAAUGAAAACUUAUUUUGACUUUCACUUGUUCACUCACUAUAUAUACCCUUGGAUGGGCAUAAUGUCACUUUAAUCAACUUGUUUCAUCAAAUGAUAUGCAAAGGUUAUCUUAUAAUUUGAGUCUGAUUAAGGAACCUUUUCACAAGAUUUGCUACGUAUCAUAACAGUUGAACAGUUGCAAAAGAGUGCUUAACCUUAAAAAUUUUUGUAUUAAAAAUACCAAUAUACUGGACUUCAUAUGCACCUGUAUACAGUUAAUACUGUCAUAUAUUUGGUCACAUGUUGUAAAGGAAACAUGUGAUUGGAUAAUUAAAAUAGGUAUAGAAAGUAAGUAUAAUUGUCAUUUCAUCCAUUUUGUUAGUUUUCAAUAUUUGUGCUGUGGAGAAUUAUGCAUGAAUCAUUUUAUAUACAUUGAAAUCCAUAUGAAAAUCAUUAAAAUCUGAAUGUGUGUAGUAAGUAAUUGUUAUCCGUAACUCAACAAAUGUGGGUUGGUCUCCACCAAUCUGGUGUGACACAAACAAACUUUUACCAUUAUAGCUUCAUUGUGUUUAACCAUUCAAAAAAAGAGUUUUCAAUGCGGCUGCGAUAAUAAUCAUUAAAUACCAGUAAAAGUUUGUUUAUACUUCCGGAAUAGAUUUGGAACAAACCAACAUUUUCCGAUUUCUUGAUUAUUCUAUUGCACAUGAUGUGUAUAUAAGAGUGUUAAUGAAUGUUUCAUACACAGUUUAUGAAUUUUUUUAUACACUAGGUGUGUCAUAUAAGUUUGCACAUUUGCAAUGUUUCAUGUGAAAAUUAAUGAAAUUUGCCUUCAUUUUACAUGUUAAUUCUUUAGGAACUUCAAAUGACUUUGAUGUAAAAUUUUAUUUAUAAAAGCUUUGUAUAAUUGUAAAAUGUUUAAAGAAAUAAAAGAGAAAAUUAAAUCUU